This is a messenger RNA of Penaeus vannamei (Pacific white shrimp), 1082 nucleotides long. Lineage: Eukaryota; Metazoa; Arthropoda; Malacostraca; Decapoda; Penaeidae. The record is from RefSeq and is a predicted model, not a curated record.
AUGUUUGAUGGGAAGUGUUAUGGGGCAAAGUCUGACAUUAGCCUUCCCCUCCGGGAGUGCCCAAAGCCCAGUCACAGCAACUUAAUUUCUAAACCCGAACCCAACAAAUAUUCUGUGAACCAAGACCCUGAUCCACACUGGCUACUCUGUAUACCUUGGGAUAUAGUUUUUAAAUUGUUGCAUUGGGAUCCUUUAACACCCCCUAUAACACUUGUGACCAGUAGUGAUGACAAAGCCAGCUGCCCAGAAUCAGAAGCCAGCAAAACACCCGCAGACAGUUCUUCAGAGUGUAGUAACGUCAAUAACAAAGUAACUACAGAUGAACAGCCACAGAGUUCCGAAGCUGCGCCGCCACCAGACUCACAUGAAGAUAAGUCCGAUACUCAGAGUGAAGCACUACCGAGUGGAGAAGCCGUUAGUUUUAAGCUCGUGUACAACAAGACGAAAUACGACGUAGAAUUCCCUCUAGACGGCACUAUCAAACAGCUUAAGGAACAUCUAAGUUCAAUAAUCAAUGUAUUACCAGCAAUGCAGAAAGUAAUGAUUAAAGGUCUAGCGAAGGAUGAGAAGACCUUACGAGAGCUAGGUGUGACCCGAGGUUCCAAGGUUAUGAUUGUGGGAUCCAAGUUAGAUGACGUCGUCAAUGUCAAUACUCCAAAGGCUGAGAGUACUUCAUCUGAGAAGCCAAGUACCUCGACCUCCACAAAAGAACCUCUCAGCAGACAAAAGAUCCAUCGCAAAAUUCUGGACAAGGGGCUCCCAGAUGAUGUUAUGCCGGGUAUAAAGAACAACAAGGAAUUAUUGCCUUCAUAUCCACUAUCUGGGAUGCUGAACAAACAUGGAGGAAAAGUACGACUAACAUUCAAAUUAGAAUUGGACCAAUUAUGGAUCGGCACUAAGGAACGGACAGAGAAGAUCAACAUGAAUCACAUUCGUCAAAUUGUCUCUGAAGCUAUAGAAGGCCAUGAGCAAUAUCACAUUAUGGGUUUACAAUUAGGACCUACAGAAGCUUCGCGGUACUGGAUCUACUGGGUUCCUGCGCAGUAUGUGGAUGCCAUCAAAGAUACUGUUCUUGGCAAGUG